Messenger RNA from Lycium ferocissimum, 1694 nucleotides. RefSeq names its product flavonol 3-sulfotransferase-like. Lineage: Eukaryota; Viridiplantae; Streptophyta; Magnoliopsida; Solanales; Solanaceae. Gene Ontology annotation, cellular component: cytoplasm. The transcript has 2 exons. Gene Ontology annotation, molecular function: sulfotransferase activity. Gene Ontology annotation, biological process: sulfation. The record is from RefSeq and is a predicted model, not a curated record. The coding region runs from base 536 to 1258 and encodes 240 amino acids.
AAAUCUUCGUCUAAUGUUUGGAUAUUUUUUUUCUGAAGAAACAUUUUUGCACAAUUUAAGUUCAAACACCAGAAAAUUGUUUGAAAUAAUUUGUUCUUCCAGAAUCUCUCUAUUUCUCGGGCGAAAUUGACGAUCUGUCGCAAAAAGUAUAAGAAUUAUCUCAUAACAAAGACGGACAACUCUUUGUUGAUGAGUAGGUGCAGCUCUGGAUCGAGCCGGUGAACACGAAUUUGGUUUAGAUUUUAACCUCCUCCAUGGACAUGUCGAGUUCCCAUUGUUCACUGUUUGAACAAAAUGAUGAAUACAAGAAAGCUGAUCAAAAUGGUAGUGAUAUACUCACAGCCCUUACCAAAGAAAAAGGUUGGGCCACUAAAUAUCUUUACCAAUACAAGUCCUUUUGGUUUACUCCGGUAGCUAUUAAAGGAGUUGAGAAGGCGCAAGUCAACAACGCUUCGAAGCUCAAUCCACAGAUAUUCUUCUAGCUACUUUCCCAAAAUCAGGAACAACAUGGUUCAAGGCCCUUAUCUUUUCCCUCAUGAAUCGUGAUCGAUUCGAUUUCUCCUCUCACCCUUUACUUACCAAGGGCCCCCAUGAUUGCAUUCCCUUCUUGGAAUCCAUCAUACAAGAUGAAACUUCCUACCAAGAUUAUCGAAUUUCAUGUUUGCCACGUCGCCUUUUCGCGACCCACAUUCCUUGCUCUUUGUUACCAGCAUCUGUGAUGUCUUCUGGUUGCAAGAUUGUUUAUGUCUUUCACGAAACCAAAGAUGUUCUCGUUUCAAAUUGGCAUUAUAUGAAAAAAUUAAGACUCAAAGAUCUACCUUCUUUUCCAAUCGAAGACGCAUUUGAUCUGUUCUGCAAAGGGGUAUCACAUUAUGGACCCUUCUGGGAUCAUGUCUCGGGUUAUUGGAAGGCAAGCUUGGAAAAUCCAGACAAGGUACUUUUCUUGACUUACGAGAACAUGAAGAAAGAUCCCAUUGUCUGUCUUACCAAAUUGGCCAAGUUCUUGGAUAAGCCAUUUUGCUUAGAAGAGGAGAGAGAAGAGGUUGUGCAGGAGAUUGUAAAGCUUUGUAGCUUUGAGAAUUUGAGCAGCUUGGAAAUAAAUCAAACUGGAGUGCUACAUUUCAGUCCACAAAUUUCUCUUGAGAACCGGCAUUUCUUGAGGAAAGGUCAAGUUGGAGAUUGGACAAACCAUCUGACAGUAGAGAUGGGCGAACAGCUGGAUGAAAUCACUAGGCAGAAGCUUUGUGGACUAGUUUGAUAGAAAUGUUGCAUGUCGAUACAGUAACUUAAGGAUAAAGCAUCAGUUAAUCCAGGGAGGAGCUAGCAUGGGAAGGAGUUGGGUAGAACCCCGUCCUAUGGUUCAAACCUAAGUUGCUCGGACUCUGUCGCACCCGUGUCGGAUUCUCCAAAAAUACACUACUUUUGGAAGAUCCGACACGCACCCGUCGAUAUUUUUGAAGAGUCCGAGUAACAUAGGUUCAAACCCUAUGUGUGUGUGUGUGUGUGUAUAUUUGUUGAGAAAUUUACGCAGAACCCAUAAACUUCAAUACUGGAAUUGCCUUAAAGUUAAUUAAGCAGUACCAAAAUGACAUUUUUAUUUACUCAAGAGUGAUAUUGAUAAAUUCGUUGUUUCAGUUUCACUGUUGUUCUCUAAAGUUUAAACUUCAUUAUAUGUAAAGGUAAUUGUUUUUGCA